Pochonia chlamydosporia 170 is the source of this 1308-nucleotide messenger RNA. RefSeq names its product monooxygenase. Gene Ontology annotation, molecular function: FAD binding. The coding region runs from base 1 to 1308 and encodes 435 amino acids. The record is from RefSeq and is a predicted model, not a curated record. Lineage: Eukaryota; Fungi; Ascomycota; Sordariomycetes; Hypocreales; Clavicipitaceae. The transcript is spliced from 4 exons.
AUGCCAAACGGCACAUGUCAGCAAAAGCCACGACCAUUUGAAAAGAUCAUAAUAGUAGGAGCAGGACCAGCAGGAUUACUACUCUCAAUUCUGCUGGCCAGAAAUCGCAUACCAUCAGUGGUACUAGAAUCGUGGGACCGAGUCGAUGAGAGACUACGAGCAUCGCAAUAUGGUGUGCCCGCAACGAGAGUUUUCCGACGAGCCGGUAUCCUCGAUGAUAUUCGGUCCGCAAGCAUAUCACAUUUUCCAACCAUCUGUUGGCGCAACGUGCGGACUGGCGACGUUCUCACUGGGAUCGAUCUAUCUGUGGUGAAAGACGAUGAGGAUCGUAUGGCAGUGUUGCCACUCUGCGAAAUCCUGCAAAUUAUGUUACGGCACUGCCGCGAAAAAUAUUCUGACUUCAUAACCAUACUUUUUAAUCACAAAGUUGUGGACAUCGGACAAGACUCCAAGAAAGCCGAGGCUGUAGUCGAGGUUGGCGGGGAAAGUGAUGCCAAAACCACGACGAUUUUUGAAGGAGAUUACAUCAUUGGAUGCGAUGGAGGACAAAGCAGUGUACGAAAGAUUCUUUUCCAAAGAAAUUGGCCCGGCGAGACUUUCAACAGUCGCCUCGUCGUCCAAAACUUAUACUACAAAGGUUUCAAGGAACAUGGUUGGGAAGGAGGCAAUUACAUGAUCGACAACGAAUUCUGGGGCCUCAUCGCAAAGAGAGCCAAAGCCAAAGGGCCAGAAGGGGAUCUCUGGCGGGUAACAUACGGUGACUCCGCCCCUAAUCUAUCAGAUGCAGAAUAUAUAAAACGCCGCGACCUAGCAUUUAAGAAGCUACUGCCUGGACAUCCAGAUCCCAGUCAGUACAAGGUGACGCAGACGAACCUAUUCCACAUUCACAAUCGAUGCGUUGAGCGGAUGCGUGUCGGCCGUGUUUUCCUUGCUGGCGAUGCCGCUCAUGUGUGCAAUCCGUUUGGAGGAUUCGGCUGUAUGGCUGCGGUUUUGGAUGUGGCUGGCCUUGCGGACUGUCUCAUCGGGUAUUAUGAAGGCAAGGCCGAUGAGGAUAUCCUUGACGCUUACGCAGAGAUCCGAAGGGAGAAAUUCUUGAAGUUUAUCGACCGCCGAUCAAGGAAGAAUAUGGAUCGAGUUUCUAAAACAGACGCGGACACUGCCCUUGAGACGGAUCCAUUUCUGGCAUUGCUCCAGGGCAUGAAAGGUGACGUUGAGGAGACGAGGAGGUUUCUACUUAAAGUCAGCAGUAUCGAAUUCGACUUUACCACAUUAUACAAGACCCCCUUUGCAUUGCCGAUGAACUCGUAA